Molecule: messenger RNA, 2426 nt
Organism: Seriola dumerili (greater amberjack)
Lineage: Eukaryota; Metazoa; Chordata; Actinopteri; Carangiformes; Carangidae
Product: RNA-binding protein 38-like
Exons: 4
Coding region: 194-928 (244 amino acids)
Cellular component (GO): cytosol
Molecular function (GO): RNA binding
Source: RefSeq, a predicted model, not a curated record
GUUCGGACUCGAACGGCGGAGGUAACGCAGUGUGAGACGUAGAUGUCAUCAGGUUGCUGCAACUUUGAGCGAAGGUCACAGCGCGAGAGGAAAAGUCGUGUGUAUACUGAGUGUUGUUUUCACUGAUGCUGGGACGCUGCUAGGCGCUUAGUUGACUGCUGAGUGAGCCUCCGGUCUUCUCUCCGGCUGACCAAUGCUUCUGCAUCAGUUCAUGAACGGAGCCCUGGAAGUCAUGCAUCCCACACCGCUUCAGAAAGACACUACCUUUACCAAAAUUUUUGUGGGCGGGCUGCCGUACCACACGAACGAUGCCUCUCUGAGAAAAUACUUCGAGGCUUUUGGGGACAUUGACGAGGCUGUGGUGAUAACGGACAGACAGACCGGUAAAUCCAGAGGAUACGGCUUUGUUACGAUGACAGACCGAGGAGCAGCCGAGAGAGCCUGCAAGGAUCCCAACCCCAUCAUCGACGGCAGGAAGGCCAACGUCAACCUGGCUUACCUGGGUGCCAAGCCUCGUAGCAUACAGACAGGCAUAUCCAUCGGAGUGCAGCCCAUUCACCCAGCACUCAUCCAGAGGCAGUAUGGGUUGGCCCAGCCGUAUGUCUACCCACAAGCCUUUGUGCAGCCCAGCCUGGUGCUGCCCACUCAGGUUUCCACCUCUGUCAGCACCAGCCCCUACCUGGACUACAGCACAGCCUACACCCAAUACGCCCAGGCUGCCUUUGACCAGCAGUACCCAUAUGCCGCAUCACCAGCUGGCUUCCUGAGCUACAGCUACGCCACCAGCCCCACAGCCACUGCUGGCCCGGCCCCUGCCGCCACUGCCCCGGCCACCGUCCACCCAACCCUCCCCUCCGCUGCCGGCCCAGCCCCAGCCUUCCUGCACUACGCCCCACAGCAGCACAUCCAGCCGGACCGUAUGCAGUGAGCCGGAGAGGAAGUGGGGAAGAGAGCGAGUGAUAAAGGUGGUGGAGGAGGAGUAAGGAGUUGUGGUCACUGACCUUUGAGCAGAGGAUGAUGAACACCCUAUAGGGUGACCCUGCUGUCGUCAACAGGAGCUUUCAGGAAAAAGGAUAGGACAAUUGCACUAUACGAUCAGGAUGAGCCAUUUGCUCAUUGGUUAAGGGGUAAAAGGGGUGGGUGGGUAUUUGAGGACUGUCAAGGUUCAGGUUGGGAAGCUAAACAGCAUAAAGUAUGUGGUCGCUUCCAAGGGCUUCCAGAAGCUGACACUUCAUUUUUUAUUAUUAUUAUUAUUAUUAUUAUUAUUAUUAUUAUUAUUAUCAUUGUUGUUGUUGUUUUUUUUUUUAUUGUCCUUUAUUAUUGUAUUAAUGUCAUUGUCAUGUUCUGUUUAUAUGCCAUUAUUAUCAAUGUUAUCAUCGUUUGUGGCUCAAUCAGUGGAAGUUAUAUGUGUCCAUGGUACAUAUUGAUGUUUUGAGAGCUGUCUGGGACAUGUAACACCUCUUUCCUUCCAACUACAUAGUAUCUGGGGUGGAUAUGAAGGGUGCUGCUGCUUUAGGACAACAGGGGACAGUCAGAAAUGAGGAUGCAAGGGUGGUGAUUGGGGAAGCAUACAGCCAGCCUCUCAGCAUAUCUGUGGUCCCAUCCUGGUGCUAUCCAAGGUGAGGCAGAGCACUGCCUCACGAACAAACCUCCAGCGUUUAGCGCCACCCAGGAGGACGACGAGAUUUCACCUCAAGGACAAAACAGAAAGUUUCAGUAUGAGACUGUGGGAGCUCCAUUGUUUUGAGAGUGUGAUGUCAGGACUACACUUUUUUUUUUUUUUAUUCUUUUUAAUUAAAGAGGCCUUAAUAACAAAAGAACUUUUUUUGAAUCUCUUGUUUCUUCAAGCGCUCGCCCCGUCGCAGAACCAAGUGCAGAAAGCCCUUUGGAACUGGCCAGACUGUUUUCAGCAGUCAGUCAUAUUCAUUUUGCUUACUUGGGUCUUGAUCAUUUCAGAUGGAUGUAGAUAAUCACAUGCAGUAUGUGGGCGAUGGAGACCAAGAAAGGUAGCUGACACUGAGCUCAAACACCAGUGUAUUUUUUUGUUUUUCUUCUCUUCUCACUGAGAUUGUCAUAAACUGUUGCUCUCAAAAGGACAUUCAUGUACAGCAUUUUAAAAUGUUUUCAGUACAUUUACAAUAUUUAUAUGUAGGUAUUUAUAAGAGGUACUAAGUUAAAAUAGCUUUUUUUUUUUUGGUAACUAUGACUAUAGUUGUGGCACUGAUGUCAUUUAAUCUGCAGAUCCACAGGUGUGGUAUUCAUUUUGUUUUGUCCUGUCACCAUGUCAGUGGAUUUGCCCAGGUGCAUGGAACUACAGUAGAUGCUCAUUUGUGCUCAUUCAUGCUCAUCUCCUAGUUUUUUUUUUUGUUUUGUUUUUUUUUUCCCCAAUAAAAAAAUGUCUUUUACAGUCCCUUCAAAGAAGCCAU